Anoplopoma fimbria (sablefish) is the source of this 1420-nucleotide messenger RNA. It is a transcript of the gene lyve1b, whose product is annotated as lymphatic vessel endothelial hyaluronic receptor 1b. Gene Ontology annotation, cellular component: plasma membrane. Lineage: Eukaryota; Metazoa; Chordata; Actinopteri; Perciformes; Anoplopomatidae. The coding region runs from base 19 to 1080 and encodes 353 amino acids. Gene Ontology annotation, biological process: cell adhesion. The record is from RefSeq and is a predicted model, not a curated record. Gene Ontology annotation, molecular function: hyaluronic acid binding; transmembrane signaling receptor activity. The transcript has 6 exons.
UGUAUUUUUAUAGAAAACAUGGCAGGAUUUAGUUUUUUUACUUCUUUCUUACUUUUGUCUUUUGCAGCCUUUUUGCUGGCCUCCAGCUCCAAUCUAGUUAAAGUCCCUCAAAGCCACAGAGCUGCUGGAGUCUUCAUGCUUAUAGAAGGAGGAAAAUACACCUUCAACUUCACUGCUGCUAGGUCUGCCUGUCUACGUCUGAACGUCACCAUGGCGACCAGAGACCAGAUGGAUCGAGCUGUACAGCUCGGAAUGGAGACGUGCAAAUUUGGCUGGAUAGCUGAAAGGUACGCAGUCGUCCCACGACUUACAGCUGACAAAAACUGUGGAAAGGCCAAGACGGGUGUGGUGACGUGGUCCGUAAAGGAAGAUCAAAAGUUUGGUGUCUUCUGCUUCAAUGCAUCAGAUUUAGAGGAAACACCAAACAGGUCAACAGCCCGUCCACAAAGGUCCACUCUCCCCACCACACUGACAGCACUGACCCAGACCCCAACAGCUGCUACACCUCCACCCAGAUCAUCCACCAAGUCUCCACCUUCAAUGAAGCCAAUUACAACAAAAGCUCCUGAAAAGACGUCUUCCACUUCAACUUUCACUCUCCUGAUCAAGACGACACAUUCGACUAGGAUUUCCUCCACCACCCUAAAGCCUUUUUCCACCCAUAUUCCAACUUCUCUUUCUCGCCUUACCAGCUCCAAACCCACCGUCAUCAGUUUUGUCUUUUCUACGUCUGCCCAUGCCUCCAGUGUCUCUGGUUCCUCUGAGUCAGUGACGCCACAGCCGACGAGCUCUGCAAAACCUUCACUGGGAAAUGUACCCACAGCACUCAUCAUCCUUGGCGUCAUCUUUCUGCUCCUCACAGCGGCUGGCGUCGUGUGGUACUACAAACUGAAUAUUUUCACCUCUUGGUCUCAGGGGCCACAGAAGGACGACAUAGAGACAGAGAUGUGGAAGCACAGCGACAGUGAGACGGACCUGCACAGUCUACAUGAAGGAGAAGAAGAAGAAUCGGACAGGAAGUACUCCAGUGACAUCACUCUGUGUGUGAAUCCAGACUUCAAAACAAACUCUUCAGAGUAGCUUUAUUAUAUUUCUGUGGGGAGUUUCUUUGUUGAAUUUAUUGCAGCCCCAAUAUUUUAAAUACAUAUCUUUAAAUUCAUUUCAAAUUCUUUUCAAUGUAAUUGUAAAUAUGCACAUUUUCGGGAUGUUUUCUCCAAACCUUCUGUUACUGAGGUUGAAAAGCAGCAAUUAUUUAGACUGUUUGUCGUUAUGUGUUUGUCCUAUACAUGUAUAAAGUUUGUUAGCCGCAUAGUUUCCUAUUUUUUGUGGCUUAUUAUAAGUGGGGGAAAUUAAUUCAAUAUUAGGCUAAGUACAAUUUUGAGGUACUUGUACUUAAUUUUAGUAAUUCCAUUUCAUGUUA